AUGGCUAUGUACACCCUCCUUCGUCGUGCCUCCGCCGCCGUUAUUCCUCUGGCUGGGCGCCGCACGGCGGUUUCAUCUUCCAGAACCUUGCACAGCGCACUCUCUGUCAAACUCCUUCCUCACCAAGAGAUGACUCCUUUUGUUCCCUCUCGUAGCUUCGCUAACGCCGUCGCAAAGAAAUCGAGCGCAGAUGAUAAUCUUGUUCAAAUACUUCAAUCUGAAAUCAAUUGCGCCCUCGAGGAUAAUCAAGCUACUGAACAAGUUGAAAUUCCUAUUGGAUUUCCUUUUGAGAUUGAAGACAAUCCUGGAGAAAGAACUAUUCGACUAAAAAGACAAUACGACGAUGAAAUCAUCACAGUUCAAGUUGACAUCCCUAACAUGACACCUGAAGAAAACGAGGGCGACGAGGAUGCAGAUGACAAUGAGAAGAAUGAUACUGAAUCUAGCAUUCCUUUGGUUGUGACUGUUUUCAAAGGAAAUGGGGUGUCCCUAGAGUUUGGCUUGACUGCUUUCCCAGACGAGGUUUCGAUUGAUAGCUUGUCGAUAAAGAAGCCUGACGAUUCUGAAGACGAGCUGGUAUACGAGGGACCUGAGUUCACUGAUUUGGAUGAAAAUCUGCAGAAGGCUUUUCUCAAGUAUCUUGAGAUCCGGGGGAUAACAGCCGGCACAACCAACUUUUUGCAGGAAUACAUGUUUAACAAAGACAACAAGGAAUACUUAUUGUGGCUGAAGAAAGUGAAGAGCUUCGUCCAGUAA
Messenger RNA from Vicia faba (fava bean), 756 nucleotides. Lineage: Eukaryota; Viridiplantae; Streptophyta; Magnoliopsida; Fabales; Fabaceae. The record is from the annotation of a GenBank genome assembly.